CACUUUACUUUCUCUUCAGUUCAACUUCCGACUUUCCGAGUCGUCACCUCACCUACCGGCUACCGAGGAAGCAGAAGCGCACGAGCGAGACGCAGCCACCGCCCGGGAGGAGGAGGAAGCCAAGAGCAAUCGGACUUUGAAUGGCUCGCGACGGCGGCAGCAGAGGGUCACCGGGGGCGGAGCGGCGGCGGGUGGCGCUGCGUGCCCUCCUCGCGUCGGGUGGCGCGGAGGCGGAGGCCGCGAGGACGUCGAGCAAGGGCCUGCUACGCGGCCUUCGGUGCACGUCCGCGGCCGCAUCGCAGGCUAUCGCGCCGGAGAUCCCGCGGCCUCCGGCGGACUGGCGCGGACUCGGUUGCGCCGCGGCGGCCCAGGCGCACGCGCCGGCUGCCGCGGUGGAAGCGGCCCGGCCCACGGCGGACUGGCGCAGGCUUGGGUGCGCGGCUGGAGCGGCACCGGCGGUCCAGGCUCAAGCGCCCCGGCGUUCCGAGGAGUGGCGCGUGAGGCGGCGGAGGAACGAGAGGGAGAGGCGGAAGGCGAGGGCUGGCGGCGUCAGUGGUGGUGGUGGGGCCAGUGCCGGGAUGGGCGUCGGCGGGGACGUCUGGUGCACGCCGGGCAUACCGUUCGCCGCCGAGGCCUCUUCGGUGGACUGCGUGGUGGCGCCGCACCAUACGGUGGCCGCGCGCCGCCGCGCCGAGGCCGACAGGCCGCGGAGAGAGAGGCCUGGCGCACCUCCGGCCAGGAGGGUCACCAUGCGGGAGCACAUGUCCUCGUCCCCUCUGAGUUCACCGCCGCACCAUGUCAUGCCGUUCGUUGAUGUCGACCGUGCACCUUCCGGACGCAUCCGACAUGUGAGUGGCCGCCGGCACUCCCACGCACGGGUUGAGGAAGAGAUGAUGUUCCAGACAAGGAUGUUAUUGGGAAGAAUGGGUAUUUAUGAUCAGUAUCAGGAUUGGCGCCUCGAUGUCGACAACAUGACAUAUGAGGAGUUGCUCGAUCUUGAGGACCGGAUUGGAUAUGUAAGUACAGGGCUUCGUGAGGACGAGAUCAUUCAAAGCCUUAGGAUGGUAAAGUACUCCGCGUUCAACCCCAGACAUUUUUCUACGGAAAUGGACAGGAGAUGUAGCAUCUGUCAAGAAGAGUUCGAAGUACACGAGGAAACUGGGAAGCUGAGCUGUGGCCACAGCUAUCACGUGCACUGCAUAAAGCAGUGGCUUUCUCGGAAGAACGCUUGUCCGGUUUGCAAGACCACUGUCUCGAAGACCUGAAGUCCCUAUUCUUUCUAGUGUCUGAACCACACUUUCAUUAAGUAUAAUCCAAUUGAAAUGCAAAAGAUUAGUUCUAUUGUUGCUGUACAGUCCAGCAGCCGUCUGCACGCACGCUUGUUGAGUACAGUAUCUAGUACACGCACGCUUGCUGUACACACAUGAUCCUAGUAUUUAUUUGCAUAUGGAACUUACAAUUUUUUUCACCA
Molecule: messenger RNA, 1471 nt
Organism: Zea mays
Lineage: Eukaryota; Viridiplantae; Streptophyta; Magnoliopsida; Poales; Poaceae
Product: E3 ubiquitin-protein ligase Arkadia
Exons: 5
Coding region: 141-1265 (374 amino acids)
Molecular function (GO): ubiquitin protein ligase activity
Source: RefSeq, a predicted model, not a curated record